Molecule: messenger RNA, 1167 nt
Organism: Coccidioides immitis RS
Lineage: Eukaryota; Fungi; Ascomycota; Eurotiomycetes; Onygenales; Onygenaceae
Product: nipsnap family protein
Exons: 2
Coding region: 1-1167 (388 amino acids)
Cellular component (GO): mitochondrion
Source: RefSeq, a predicted model, not a curated record
AUGCUGGCAACGCGUCUUCGGCCCAGCAUCUCCCCCUCACUUCUCUCCCGCACCUUUGCUACCUCCUCUGUUCGUCUCAAGGCCCCGUCCAUCAGAGACAUCACCCCAGACAAUGCUGCUACAUUCAAUCAGCGUCAGAAGGAAUUCCGUGAGAAUCUCGAAGCCGCACGGAAGAAAAAGCUAGAGCAAGAGAGUCAGUCGGUUGAUAGUUCCGUUUCUUCUUCUUCUUCCUCCUCCUCCUCCUCUGCCUCCACGGGUUCCUCUGCUUCCGUUGCUCGGCCCACGGGCGACGCAAGCGGAUCGGCCACCCGCCCUGUCAUCGAUGCUGCCGAUCAUUUGGAUGGCCAGGCCUUGGGCUCACUUUCCACUCACCGGAUUCUAGGAGAAAGACGCCAAUCGGAGCUCAACAGCCAGACCACGAAGCGCGGCCCGCUCUCCAGCCUCAUCUACGGAACCAAAGAGGGCCAGCAGCUCGACAGAGACAUCGAGAGGUCGUUCUCCGAAGUUCUCGCUCGCGGCAAGUACGUUCACUCGAUCGUUUUCCAUAAGGUCAAACCAGACAAGGUCGACGAGUACGUCGAAUUGGUGGGAGAAUGGUACCCCAAGAUGGCGGCUCUCGAAGCCAACCGUGUGAACCUCGUUGGAAGCUGGCGCACCCAGGUCGGAGAUAACGAUACCUUUGUUCAUAUUUGGGAAUAUCAGCGCUACACUGGAUACCAUGGAUCGCUCCAUAACAUUUCGAAGCACCCCGAUUUCCCCAAGUUCGAUCGUCACCUGAAGUCCCUGAUCGAGAGCAAGAACACAUCAUUGAUGCAAGAAUUCUCCUUCUGGCCGACCACUCCACCCCGUCGCCUCGGCGGCAUCUUUGAGCUUCGCUCCUACACCCUGCAUCCGGGCAACCUGUUGGAGUGGGAAAGCCACUGGAGAAAGGGCCUGGCGGCCAGACGUGUGGUGAUGGAGGGAGUUGGAGCCUGGUUUGUGCAGAUUGGCGAUCUCAACACCGUGCACCACCUGUGGCAGUUUGCGGACCUCGAGGAGCGCAAGAAGAGACGCGAGGAGUCCUGGAACAUCGAGGGCUGGGCCGACACGGUGCACAAGACGGUUCCGCUGAUCCAGACGAUGAAGAGCCGUAUCCUCAUCCCCAUGCCGUGGAGCCCGGUGGGGUAA